CUUACUACAUGUUUGAGGUGUGAAAUAAACCGCUUGAAAACAAAAUAUGGGUGUGUGUGGUUGGAGUUGGGUAGAGGCGCUACUCCUUCUUGUUGUGGUUCUUGCUGUUGAUUGGGGUGCCUUCUGAACUCUCUACAUGGAGUUUUUUCAGACACACCCAACUGGGAGGAGACCCGGGGGUAGAUCCAGAACUUGCUGGAGAGAUUAAAUGUCUUGUCUGGCCUGGGAGUGGCUUGGGAUCACCCUGGAAAAUCAUUGCUGGGAAAAAGGAUACUUGGAAUAUCUUGCUUGGCCUGCUGUCAGUGCAAAUGGAAUCCGGGCAAGUGGAAGAAAAUGAGCGAAGAAAUAUAUUCUUCUGUUAGUCCUGCAGAAAUGUCAUUGUGUCUCUUCCAAUUAUGGGUUCAAAUCUCUGGAAACACUAACAAAUAACAUUUUUGUUGUUGUUACAUAAAACUCCCGAAUUGACUUUCAAAAUGCGUAUGCGCCCAUCACAGGGAUGUUAUUACAGAAUAACAUUUUGUCAUCAGCAAAGAGGUGAAAUUUACAUCCUUUAAAGCUCAUCAGCGUCUUUUUUGUCAGUGUUCUCUGUGUCUCUCUGACACUUGAACUCAAAUAUUAGCAUGCCUGCUGGGCAAUACAGCCAGACCACGCUGUUUCUCAGAUCAAUGGGUUGUUGCGGGAGGGGUAGUGUAAAUCAUAACAGAGAAGCAUGGAAUGAAGAGAAUUUUUCAGAGAGACGGAGACAGGGGAGACCGAUCAAUAAGCCGAACUCUUCAGCAGAGGAACCUGCAAGCACACAGCCCACACCUUUCACACAACAUUAACUUCAGUGUGGAAUCACAGUGCAACAAACAUCAUGCACAUGCACACAUAUACACACACACAUGACUUCAGAGGGCAUUACACUGACUUUCAUUCAUUUCUUGGAGAUUUACUCCAGGACCCUUAGAUCCCCAUGACGUAAUAUGUACCAAAAACACAGACAUGCCUUUGAAGACAAAUUCUUUUACUUGGACUAAUACAAAAUCCUGUGGUGCAAUUAUUCCGAUUUUAUUAAUGCAACUUUGUGCAACGAUUAGACUCGUGGUUUUCUCUCAGCAGUUUUGUGGGCUAGUGCUUGCACUAGCUAACUAGAUUGUCUAGCAAGGUGCAUCAACAAUGCAAUACUAAAUAGGAUGCUAAUUCCAGUCAGGAAAAAACAACCAAUUGUAGUUGCUGAAGAAACUGAAAUAUGCCUCUAAUCAUGCAUAACAUUAAUAUUUACAGUGUUUCCGAUGUAAAAACUGUUUAGCUGUUCAGUUUAGCAAUGGACAAUCCCCUUACUUUAAGACCGCCUCUGGUACCAUUUUUCCGGAGAAGUUUUGUUUUAACUCUCUAAGAGGACAUAGGGGUGAAAGAUACCUCUGUUGGAACCUGUAGUAAAGGGUUCUUAAGAAAGGGGGAGAGUAGAACAGAAACUACCGUUACUAAUGACCUGGCGUCCAAACUGCAGGAUGAGAGGCUCAGUGGAGAAGCAGCUGAUUAUUGCAGUGUGGGUUAUUUGUGCCCAUGCCGUCCAUUACCUGUAAAUGUCAUGGGCAUACUUUAGAGCCCGCUGGAUCAGGAAAAGAUGCAAAUGAGCGAGUUUUAUGGUUGAGGUAGAAACAAUGAGGUCACAAUCACAUGUUUGGAGAUAAAAAUGAAAAAUGUAGUCAGGGUGAGACAGUGAAUAGACAGAGUAGGUAGCUGUCAGGAUGUGUGGGAGGGAGACACACAUAUAUACACAGUGAAUCACAAAAGGCACUUCACAAAUAGCCCUCACUCCAUACCUCUUUUUCAUCCAUCCUCAUAUUUUUUUUUCUUGCUGCACUUGCCUUGUUGUCCCUGUCAUCCUGCUAUUGUCUUUAAUUUUCUCAAUAUAUGUGUUCACCAGCUGGUGGUCCUAGCUAAAUCUGCUUCCAUUUCAUUACUGGUAAGAAAAAAAAAAUCAGGGUUGAAGACGCUCAGCUGCAAAUAAUUGAAAGACAAACAAUUGGAGAAAGUUAUCAUGGUGGAGCAGGUGCACUUUAGGUUGAAUCCGAGUGUGUGUGUGUGUGUGUGUGUGUGUGUCCGCGACAAAGGGAGAGAAACAGGGUUGGAAAAGAAGAGAGAGAUCGAAGCUGGAGACAGAGUGAUGAACCCAAAUGCUCAACCGCUGGCACCUGCUCACCAGCUUUGCUUGAACGCCGUGAUUCUGCUCACCGAGAGUCGAAAGGUUGUGUGUGAAAGAAUGCAUGCAUUACAGAGAGAGAGAGAGAGUGUGUGUGCGAGAGGGAGCGAGAGAGACACAGAGAGAGAGAGAGAGCGCACAAUUGGGCAUCACAGCCAAUAUGCACUAAAAAACAGAGAGACUUGGAGUGAGAAAGAGGGGGGUGGGCUUAGGUACAAGCAUCAUAGCAGCUCAUGUUCUCCCACCAGCCCUGCUUCCUUCAGCACACAAGAAGACAGACACUGAGGAACCCUCCCUUUCUCUGUCAUUUCUCUCUUCCUCUCUCUCUCUCUCCCACUCCUCCUUCUUGUCUGCUGUCCACUGGGGGAGACACUGCUCCUGCUGUGUCGAUUGGUAGGCAGUUACAAACGUUACUAUUUUAAGAGAAUCAGCGUACAAGCACCGUGUGCGGCAGCAGACGGAUCGAAAGGGGAGCGAGAGGCAGGGAAAGCCAGAGCCCUCGUUCUUCUGCACAAGUGUUCUGGCAAAAAGGGAUGAAGGAGCACGGGGGAAGUCGGACCUGCAGCUGAUGCCAAACUGCACAACUGAAUCCAGGUAGAAGUAGAGCAAGGCAGACUGUAAGUCAAGAGGUCGUGCACAGUGGAGCUUUGUAGAAGAGAAUCUUUCCUUAUUUUACGGAUCAACAUUAAAAAAAUAAGAGAAAAAAAAAAGGAGAGACGGGGAGGUGGAGUUGAGCGACAAGCGAAAAAGAUGGCGAGUUUUGGGAAACUCACAGACUACUUUAAUCGCCGUAAGUCUCGAGAGGAGCUGCGGGUGGGAAGAAGCUCGCGGCGCAGUGGCAGUUACUGCUGCACUGUGGCCGAGGCCAGGUCGCUGGAAAGGAAGCUACAGCGACCCAUACUGGCUAAGUCGCGUACCCUCCCCAGCAUCCCCCAGUCUCCAACGGUCUCCAGGGUCCACCACUCUGAUCUCAUUGGCGGGAGUCCUCCGCGCAUGAAGAAUCCUCCAGUUGCCACCAGCCACUCAAAGGCCUGCACUUUGCCACCUGCAGGGGAGCUUUGGCGUUUGGAGGAUGACAUAGAAGGUGACAAUGAGACUAGCGGCUGCACCGAGGCCCGUCCACGCUCCCAGUCGCCGUUCUCCCAUUUCCGGGCGCGGGCUGCUUACCUGCGCAAGAGCAUGUCAGCCGAUGAGCACCUAGACAUGGGCUCCGACUUCGGCGCAGUGACUGCGGUCGAGGGCAAACAGAACCGUGGGAAGGGAAAGCUAAAGAGGAAGUUUAGUCUGGGCUCAGCUGACCGAAAGGAGAAUCAGAAUAAGAAGUCAGAGUCGGGAAUCUCCAAAUUUACUCAUCGUCUAUCCCUCAAAGAGCGACCAGCGAAGGCAGAGAAGACUUCAUCAGAAAGGCCUCCAUCCUACAGGAGACGAUCUCUUAGUGUCGACUGGGCUGACUCGGCCAAAAUGACGCAGCCCAUGAGAGGGGACCAGGCCCACCAGCCAGUCUCGGCUCGCAAGUCUGCCAGCCUGUCCUCACCGAGCGCUGCUCGCCGCCUUUACCGCAAUUUGUCUGGAAAGUUCCGCGUGGGCACCAACCCCCCUGCUCUGGAGGACAGUGUGGUGUCAGGACGGGGAGGAGACAAGGAGAGGCUCCGCAAAACCACCAUAUUUCAGAGUAAUGAAGCUCUUUUUGAGGCAGUGGAACAUCAAGAGUUGGACCUGGUACAGCUCCUUCUCUCACAGUACAGUCUGGAGGAGCUGGAUCUCAACACUCCUAACAGCGAGGGGCUCCUGCCCCUUGAUAUCGCCAUCAUGACCAAUAAUGUGCCCAUGGCUAAGCUUCUGCUGCGAGCCGGUGCCAAGGAGAGCCCCCACUUUGUGAGUCUGGAGGGCCGAGCGGUUCAUUUGGCCACUCUGGUGCAGGAGGCCGAGCAGCGAGUGUUGGAGCUACAGCCCCAGGUGCGGAAUGAGGGUCCCGGUGAGCGGGAGGGAUCUGACCGUGAGCGCCAGCUAAAAGCUUGGGAGUGGAGGCUCCGGCUCUUCCGACGCAUGCAGACAGGCUUUGAGCAUGCCAGUCCUCCAGAUGCUCCCAGUGUAGUUUCCCUGUCUGUCAGCAGCAGCACCAGUCUAAAAGUUGACUUCCAGGAACCUCUUUGUGUCAACUCUGCUGUGGUUACCAAAUACAAAGUGAGCUGGAGCGGUAAUCCUUCGUUUAGUCCUCUGCUGGGUGAGAUGAUAGUGGAUGAUGCCACUCAACUCGAGUGCAACAUUACUGGACUAACAUCUGGGACCUAUUACUACGUGCAGGUGUCAGCGUACAACAUGAAGGGCUGGGGACCUUGGAAAAUUUCCACACCGGCCUGUGCUGCACCUUCCAGUUGGAGGGACAUUGAUGGCCGCGCUCCUCGUCAGAGAGGACAGAAGGAGUCACUGGACCAGCUACUUGGGCAGAUAAAAGAAGCUCACCGCCACUGUGUCUGCCAUGAGCAAUGCAAAGCUCCACCACAAAGCAGGAAGCACUCAGUGUCCAAGAGCCUGCGGCACCUUUUCCAGCCCACCAACAAAUUUGUCAAAAGCUUGAAAAGAGGUCUCUAUCUGGCGUCCAUAUUCUACAGAGAUGACAACGUGUUGGUGACUCCAGAGGAGCAGAUUCCUAUUGUGGAGAUUGAAGAUUCGUAUUCAAGCUCACUGAUGCAGGACUUUCUAUGGUUUACUAAGGUGUCCUAUCUAUGGGAGGAAAUUUCGUGGCUGCAGCAGUGCCUCGGUCCUUCCCAGACGUCGUGCUCAUGCACUCUGCAGACUCGCCUCAAGAUGCUGCAGGCCGUCUCCCAUCUACAGGGAGCACUGGGAACCCAGGAUCUUGGUCAGGUUUAUUUUGAGCCGAUCAAAGACAAGCAUGGUAACGCCCUGUUGGUGCUGCUGAAGGACAUGAAUGCGUCUCCCAACCUUGACGGGGUACGCUGGACGCAGCUUUGUAAACUGCAGCUCCAACGAAAAUCUAUAUCAUCCCCCGAAGAGCCCACUGCGCUGGACAUGCUCCUCAUCACACUUCAUGAGAAGCUGGCGUACCACAGGCGUAGCAGGAAGCUUUUGUCUCCAGGCUUAUAUCUGGGCUACCUGAAGUUGUGUACAUCGGUGGAGCAGAUAAGAGCACUGGUGCCCCAGAAACUCCCCAACGUGCUCUGUCAUACCAAAAUUCGAGACAACAGCAAUGUGUCCAGAGAGGAGUGGCAGUGGCUUCAGGCCCUCAGCUCUCUGGAGGAGUCACUGGAAAUGGACCAUGAUGUACAGAGUGCUCCCCAUCGCCUCCUACAGGACCUGCGUAAUGCCAUCAAGGACCUGAUAGCUCACAUCAACAUUCCUGGCAAUCAGGCACAGGACUUCCGUAUCUACAGCCAGGAAGUGUUGGAGUUUGGGGAGAAAGUGUGUUUCCUCCUCCUCCUGCCACCGUCAGAUGAAGUCUGCACGGCUCCCGGUCAGAAUAAUCCAUACUCCCCGCGCUCCGGCUUCCUCACACUGCCGCUGCAGAUCUUUGAAUUGGUGCACUUUAAUGCCUAUUGCCCCAGUUUCAUCGGCCAGUACUGCAGGGUGUCCGCCUUGCUGGAGCUGGAGUCCCUCAUGUCUCAGCAGGCACUACGGGAGGCCUUCUCUGAAGCUGAGCUCCUCGUUGCCAAGAAGAAACACCAACAAGUUCAGGAACACAUGCAGCAAAUGGAGGAGGUGUGGCGGGAUGUGAGAUGGAUUAUGGAUGCCUUGCAGUACGCCCGCUACAAGCAGCCGACAGGAGGCAUCUCUGUAAGCUGGAUAAUUGACUUCUCUAAAGAGGUGAUGCCUGACAAGCCUCCCUCUACCUCAUCUCAGCCAGACUUCAUGCCCUCUCCUAUGCCUUCACCCGAACGAUGCCGUAAGCACUCAGAUUUUGCUGGACUCUCAGAUGAGGAAGGCUCCUCUGAAGUUUUCCUCACUACCGACAGUGACUAUGACUCCAGUCGUGCCCAGAGCCCCCGAGAGCUGGACCUGUUGCCCCCUUCACCUCUCUCGUCCUCUGCGCCCCUGGAGCCCCGUGGUUUCCUGCGCAUCGACGGGGGCGGCUCAGGAGGAGGAAUGCAUCUCAGCGGGGGUGGACGUGGAGGGGGAGCUCUGCGGGAUUCCACACCAGACGUCCUCCAAGCAUCAGAGCCGCAGCACGGGAGGGAAGGAGAGAGGUGUGGAGGAGGUGGAGGCUUUCGAUGUGGAGGAGAAAGGCGAAGGGGGGCUCCGGAGCUGUUUGACAGUGACUUCAUCUUGCCCAGCAGGCAGAUUGAGCUUUUGCACAUCACAGAGAAGAGGCAGGCCUUCUGCGUGAGGACCAGCAGUCUGGAGUUCCCUUCCGCCCACCAGCAGCCUUACUCCUACCACACUACUUGCCCUUCACCUUCCACCUCACCGCAGCGAAGAUGGCACCGGCCCUCAUCAGUAGACCGCUGCUGUUCCGCUGAGCGCUGCCUGUCACGGCUUCCGCCGGCACGCACAUUAUCAGAAGACAGCGGCACUCAGAGACUCGCCUCACCAUCACCUGCUGCUCUCAGGAAAGGCUGUCAUGCCACACUCAGAGUCUACCCGCAGUACCGCACAGGUCUGCCAAAGGAGACCAGCGUCAAGCUUUGUGUAACUCCAGGCACAUCCGCACGGGAGAUGGUCCAGCUGGUGGUGCAGGAGAUGAACGUCGUGUCCCGGCGCAUGAUGGGAAGCAGUGAAAACGGUGACGAACAGGAGCAGUGUGUUUACUACAGUCCUGAACAGCUGAAGCACUUCGGCCUCGUGCUGGUUGUGGACGACAGAGAGAAGUGGUUACAGGACGACUUCUGUCCCCUGGAGCUUCAAAACCCCUGGCUGAGGGGCAAACUGUGUGUUCGUAUUAAGGAGUAUUCUCCACUAGCCCUCAAACACAGCCGGGCCACCACAGUGUGAUACUUCCCAGAAGUGAGAGGGGCAAAUCUUAAGAGUUCACCCCGUGCCGAGAUUCUGUUUUGAUAAACGUACUGAACUGUCACGCUGUCUGCAGGCUCCUAAACUCUACAAUUUUUUCCCUCUCACUGUGUUGAUAAUGUCUUCGGCUGCAGCUAUAUCAUGUUGUCAUAUUUUCUGCUGUGUUCUGGUUAUCUGAAAUGCUACUCCGAGAAUCUGUUUCCAUGAAAUCUGUUCUCCCAUACGUAGAACCUUUCUUUUUUUGUUGAUGAAAAUCAGAGACCCUCAUAUGGACACCAAAUGAACAAUAACAGUAGAACAAAGAGAAACCAGUUUUUUUUGUGCUGUCAGAAGUCAUUGGGUAAAAGAUUGUGAUGCUGAGCGAGAUUAAUGGAGCGUCUCUUUGACUUUUGGCGUGAUUGAGGCCAGCAGAUAGAGCCGUGCGAGCUGCCAAAAUGACAUGGGCAGCAUCAGCGCCUCCCAGCCACACGCGGACACGGCUUUUCCUAUGAACCCUCUUAUUGUGCUGUCGGCUCCAGCCGUCCGGCCCCAUGUUCCCAGGAUGUGGGCUCUGGACUUAGCCCAGGAGGCAGGAAGGAAGGGGAGAAGUACAGAGGUGGCUGGCGUCUCUGCUCGGGGAUGCAAUGGACCCGACGAUUUGGCCCGUCAACUUGUCACUCAACUGCUCUUGGCCACUGUACUGUCUAGCAGCAAGCAGCCAAGGAAUUGAGAGCAUGAUAGAGAGUGAGAGUGAGGGAAAAAAAAGAGUGAAUAGGAAGGAGGGUGGAGGUUACAUCACAUAAACCCCAGCACUAACUCUGGUGCUCCUUUUCUCCCUUUUGCAGCAACAAGUCUGCUGUGUAGUAGACUUAGUCACAGUGUAGCUAACCGAUAUGAUCAUCUUGUGGAGAAACACAAAAUAAAACCAGCUGAUUUGGGUUUUCAAAACAGAGAAAAAACAAGCAAUACUUUUUACUCUCUCCUUUUUUUUUGUUAUUCUAAUUGAUGGAGAAAAAAAAGCAUGCAAACCUUCCAGAUUUGUGCCGAGUACAUUUCAAGUACUGUAGUCAUGCUGUGCUCAGAGUUAACUAGUUCAGUGUUUUGUUGUGUUUGAUUCAGUGGUGUUCCCAGAUGCAACAGAAAACGGUGCACUUCAGUCUAGAACAAGUUAUCCCAAAGGGUUGUUAAGAGGCCCACCAUUUGUAAGAUGCACACUACACAGUAUAUCCCAAACCAUGUCUUACUCUGCUUUAAACUGUGUUACACAUGAAACGACUCCAGCAAAGGGACUCGUUUUUUGUUUUUUUUUACAUUUCUACAAAGCGAGACUCGUGGCCAACAGAUCGAGCCAUUCGUAUUUGUAUUAAUAGGAGGCUUUAAGGUUAUGUGUUGGUCCUACACACAGUUUAGCAGACCACCAUCUGCAUGUUGUUGCAGUUUCCUGUCACCAGGGGGCAGUGUCAAAAAUCUGUGGAACACCUGGUCCACGGACUACUCAUAGACAGUAUAAAAGAUGGAAACAGCUACCAUAACAUCACAUUUUAACCUCAAAGACCACUCUACUCAAAUUGAGCACUUUUUUACUUUACUUACUAUACUUUUUAUUAAAUCAUUCACCCAGUAACACACACAUUUAUACAGUACUAUUAUUCAGUGCCUAAGCACUAAAAUUCACAUGCACGCUCACACUCUGAUGUAUUAAUCGAGGGAAACUUGGAGUUCAGUAUUUUGCCCAAAAAUGCUUCUCCAUGCAGACUGCAGGAGCUGGAGAUCGCGUCACCGAUGUUCCGACGAGUUUUGUCUCCUGCCACCAUUGCCAUGGGUCUGCCACCAGGUGUGAUUGGUGACUGCUAAGCACUCGUCAAUAAAAAGUCCAUCGCCAAUAAACAUACCCUGGGUAUAUUCAUUUCUGAAACACCGUACCACCAAGAUUUACAAAAUGAACUCUAACCAAAAUCAGUGACUGAGACCAUAAAGUCAGCUGGAAAGUGUUUACAGAGGUCAAGUCAAGUCAGAGAGUUGUCCCAGACUCCUCUAUGGGACCAGAAGUCUUUUUGCAACCACAGGUAACACCCCCUGGUGGCAGUAAGAAAGAAUGCAGGUUUAAAGGACUUUAUCUUAGUUUUACUUAUUAAUACCGGAAACUACCUCCAUCUUUUAUGCUGUCUAUAAGACUACUCCAUCAGCUUGGUACACCAGCCAGUUUUGGGUAAGACUGACACUAUAACCUAUGAAGAGCUGAAAUGAAAUAGAGUGCCCACUUUUCAGCUGCUCAGUAUUCACUCUAUAUCCCCAUUGGGCUGUACACUGUUGGGUUUUAGAGGAUAGCACACUCUGGUGGACUGCAUAAGCUGCAUGCCCAAAAUUCUUCACUCUGCGUAGCCAAAUACCUACGCAAAUGGAUACAGACACGGGACCAUGAAUUCUGCAUUGAACAGCUGCUCUCAACUUAAUUCAAGCGUAUAGUGGUAUUCCCAUCUGUUCUUGCACUGUAAUUCUGGUUGAUCAGGUACAAUCUCCCACAAAAUUUGCGUAACACUUUGUGGGACUACAUCACGCAACACCAAUUGGGUCUUCAGCUAGCCAACACAAGGUAGCUUGGUAGUCACAUCAUGGAGUCAUAGACUAAUGCUACAAUAUUGAGAUCAGGCCCAGGUCUGCAACCACUUGGAGUCAGUCGCCAUCUUUGAUGAUGUCAAAGAUGUAAAAUUGCAAUAAGAUAAAGUCAUUAGGAAUCUAUACGGAAUCUAUUAGUAACAACACAGUGAUUUACUGUGAUAAAUUGACAAAAUUCACAUAUCUGUUACAUGUAGAUGCACAAAAAUUCUAAUUAAACAGAAAUUAACAUCAGCUACUUCCAUUCAGAGUUCAGCCAGAAUCUCAUAGACAAAAAGAAAAAAUCAGAUUCCUUCACAAACAAUAAUGUUGUUGAUGCUGGUUGGCAAUUCAACUACAAAAUGACACACGUGCUUGGUGACGCAUCACAGGCAAAUUGCACUCACUGACUGACUCGCAUUGAUGGUCUGUCUUUGUUUAUAAAUUACAUGCCAGUUAGUUGCAAACCUUUGACAAUCUGUAUGAGAGUGACUGCAGUGAGUCUGAGUCAGACACCAACUGUUUGGAGACAAGUUGCCUCCACCAGGUGACCAGGUGUGCAACCUAGCCUGCAAUCAAGCGUUGUCACUGCAAA
Haplochromis burtoni (Burton's mouthbrooder) is the source of this 10322-nucleotide messenger RNA. It is a transcript of the gene ankfn1b, whose product is annotated as ankyrin repeat and fibronectin type-III domain-containing protein 1. The record is from RefSeq and is a predicted model, not a curated record. The transcript has 23 exons. Gene Ontology annotation, biological process: establishment of mitotic spindle orientation; signal transduction; regulation of establishment of bipolar cell polarity. NCBI's taxonomy places the organism in Eukaryota, Metazoa, Chordata, Actinopteri, Cichliformes, Cichlidae. Gene Ontology annotation, molecular function: protein binding. Gene Ontology annotation, cellular component: spindle. Bases 2939 to 7135 code for a protein of 1398 amino acids.